Messenger RNA from Entamoeba nuttalli P19, 1692 nucleotides. RefSeq names its product phospholipase D, putative. The record is from RefSeq and is a predicted model, not a curated record. The transcript has a single exon. The coding region runs from base 1 to 1692 and encodes 563 amino acids. Gene Ontology annotation, molecular function: catalytic activity. Lineage: Eukaryota; Evosea; Mastigamoebida; Endamoebidae. Gene Ontology annotation, biological process: cell motility.
AUGAGAAGUUUAUAUUACUAUAUAUGUGAUCUAAAGAAUGCAUUUACCUUCAAAAAACAUUUAGCAUCAACACGCUCCUCAUUUUUUACUCGAACAGGGGAUUUUCAAUUUCUUAUUGACGGAGAAGAGACAAUGCAAAAAAUUGCUGAGUCACUUGUUUCUGCAAAAAACACAAUUAAAAUAAUGGGAUGGAGAAUGGACCUAAAUGUUCCUAUGAUUAGAACUAAUCAUUACCUACAAGGAAAAACAAUUCUUGAUAUUUUAAUGAUUGCUGCAAAACGUGGUAUAAAAAUUUAUGUAUUAUUAUAUAAAUCCCCUUAUGUUAGUCAUUUAACAAAAAACCAAACUACAUCAAAAAUUCUAAAUUCUGUACAUCCUAAUAUUGUUUGUAUUUGCGAACGUUGGUCAUUAAUAUUUUCUCACCAUGAAAAAGUUAUUAUUAUUGAUAAUGAAAUUGGGUUUGUAGGUGGAAUUGACCUUUGUGUUGGGAGGUAUGACACUCAUGACCACCAAAUAUCACCUUGUGUCAAACAAGAUGAUGAUUAUAUUUAUCCUCCAAUUGAUUACAACAAUAUCCAAAUUCAUAAAACUAAUUCACUCCAAUAUCCAAGAAUGCCAUGGCAUGACAUUCACUGUAUGGUUAAUGGAACAAUUUUAAAUGACCUCCAAUAUCAUUUUCACCAACGAUGGCAAUUUUAUAAUGGGUCUAUUGAGUCUAUUGCUGUAAACACAUACGAAGGUUCAGAUGAAAUGAAGUUAUGUAGAUCAAUAUGUAAUAGUUCUGGAUCUCAAAACGAAUGUAGUAUUUAUGGAGAAAUGCUUAGGUUAAUAAGAAAAGCAGAACAUUUUAUUUAUAUUGAACAACAAUAUUUUUUAAGUAACUGUGGUAAAAAAAAUAUUUCAAAUAAACUUGGUCAGGCAAUUGCUAAAAAGAUAGUUACAUCUUUUGAAAGAGGAAAAAAGUUUUUUGUUGUCAUUGUGUUACCAGUAUUUAGUGAAGGUCAAUUAAGGCAAAAGUCAGUUAGAAAAAUUUUAGAGUACACUAGAAAAUCUAUAUAUGAUGGGACUAAUAGUAUUUUUAAUAUUGCUAAAAAGAAUGGUGUAAGAGAUAUUUCCAAUUAUUUGUGUGUUUGUAAUUUGUACAAUUAUGGAUGGUGUGAAAAAUAUGGAAUAACUUCAAGUCAAAUUUAUGUUCAUUCAAAAUUAAUGAUAAUAGAUGAUAGGUAUGCAUUAAUAGGCUCUGCUAAUAUGAAUGAUCGCUCAUUACGUGGAGAUCGUGAUACUGAAAUUGCAAUUUCUAUUAAAGAAACGAAUCAAAUAAAAGAGUUAUUUGGAAGAGAAGAAAUCAGUGUCUGUAAAAAAAUUUCAUCAUUGAGAAAAAAGUUAUGGAUGGAACAUCUUGGCUUCAAAGAACAUUUGUCUUUGCUUGUUGAAGACGCUUAUGAAUGCUUUGAAACAAUUUGGAAACAAGUGGCUCAUGAAAAUAGAUUGAUUUAUGAACAAGUAUUUCCAUUAUUUCCAAGAGAUGCUUUUACAUAUUAUAUCAAUACAGAAAAACAUACUCAUCCUAUUGCGGUUAAAGAAAAACUACCUUUACUAGUUAAGGUUCAAGGUCAUCUUGUACUGGCAUCUUUAAUAUUUGGUUCAAAAGAACAUCAACGAAGUUAUGGACUAACUGCUGUUGUUACUUAA